UAAUAGUUGUGUGGUUACUUGUCUGCUCCACAAUGCAUUCGUGGUUGCAUAGGCGUUACGUGUUGCGACAAGAGAUUUAGGAGGACAAGAGACCAGUUUUCGGUAUGGCAGAACACAGCGCGAAUGAUCGGCAGCCUACAUUCAACAAACCAAAGGUAGAGCUCCACGUACACUUGGAUGGCGCCAUCCGUCUCGACACCAUCCUUGAUGUGGCGAAGCAGCGCGGCAUCUCACUGGAAGGCAAUACAGUUCCCACCCUGAAAGCCCUCUGCACCGUGUCUGAGCCGGCGACCCUAACGGAGUUCCUGGGCAAGUUUAAUCAGUACAUGCAUGUCAUUGCGGGGGACCGCAAGGCUAUCAAACGGAUAGCCUACGAGUUUGUGGAGAACAAAGCCAAGGAGGGCGUGGCUUAUGUGGAGGUGAGGUACAGCCCCCACUUCCUGGCCAAUAGCGGAGUGGAACCUAUCCCCUGGGACCAGAAAGAAGGUGAUGUUACUCCAGAUGAGGUUGUGCGUCUGGUCAACGAGGGUCUGAGCGAGGGGGAGAAGGCCUUCAAAGUAAAAGCCAGGUCCAUUCUGUGCUGCAUGCGCCACAUGCCAAACUGGUCUAUGGAAGUAGUGGAACUGUGUAAGAAGUAUCGUAAUGAUGGGGUGGUGGCCAUUGACCUGGCUGGAGAUGAGUCGAUGAACUGUGUGGCUUACCCUGGCCACAGGAACGCAUAUGAGGAAGCUGUUAAAAGUGGAAUCCACAGAACAGUGCAUGCAGGUGAAGUAGGCCCUCCAUCUGUCGUCCAAGAGGCAGUAGAUGUCCUGAAGGCCGAGAGGAUUGGACACGGUUAUCACACGGUAGAGGAUCAAACUCUCUAUCGCCGCCUGCUGGAAGAAAAUAUGCACUUUGAGAUAUGCCCUGUGUCAAGCAAACUAACAGGAGCAUGUGAUCCCGAUUUCACCAAACACCCCCUCAUAACGUUUAAGAAGGAUAAGGCAAACUACUCCCUGAACACAGAUGAUCCCCUCAUAUUCGAUUCCACACUGGACACAGACUAUGAAACUGUGCAGAAAUACAUGGGCUUCACUGAGGAGGACUUCAAGAGGCUGAACAUCAAUGCAGCCCAGGCCAGUUUCCUUCCAGAAAAGGAGAAGAAGGACCUGCUGAACCUCCUAUAUGAUGCCUACAACAUGGUGGACAGCACAGGGAUGUAAAGUCAACAGCGGCAGAGAAACUGGAGUAUGUGAGAAAGUUCAGUGACUGAAGUUGCCCGUGAUGGCCCACUAGCUGCAGUACGCCUUACCACCCAGACAAGUGAUAAAUGAAUGGGUUUCAAUGGAGCUACCUAAAAUAUAUUUUUUCUCGUCAUUGUAUAAUUUUUUGCCCCAAAAUCUUAUCAAAUACGAAAUAAGUCCUAAAAAAGAACUGAUUUUCUUUUUUUGUGUGAUUGUUUUCGCCUCUAGAUUAUUAUGUACUGAGUCUGCAAGCUGUGAGGCCACAGAAUGCUAGCCAUUACAGGCCGUAAUCUUCUGCCCUGGUGGAAAAACUAAACACCCAAAGAACUUGACAUUGAAUGUACCUACUCUUAUAUAAUAUCAACCAUAGUUCUUAACAGAAAUAUGUAUUUACUUUAUGAGGUUGAUGACUUAAUAAUAAUAAUAAUAAUAAUAAUAAUAAUAAUAAUAAUAAUAAUAAUAAUAAUAAUAACUGUAUUUUUAUAGCACAUCAUAUACUACAAGGCAUGCAGCUCAAAGUGCAAAUAAAUAGAUAGGUAAAUAAGUAGAUGUAGAGAAAAUUA
Engraulis encrasicolus (European anchovy) is the source of this 1786-nucleotide messenger RNA. RefSeq names its product adenosine deaminase (gene ada). Bases 105 to 1202 code for a protein of 365 amino acids. The record is from RefSeq and is a predicted model, not a curated record. Gene Ontology annotation, biological process: adenosine catabolic process; T cell activation; negative regulation of adenosine receptor signaling pathway. Gene Ontology annotation, molecular function: adenosine deaminase activity. Gene Ontology annotation, cellular component: cytosol; external side of plasma membrane. The transcript is spliced from 11 exons. Lineage: Eukaryota; Metazoa; Chordata; Actinopteri; Clupeiformes; Engraulidae.